AUGGAUUAGUUCUACUAUAGUUCAGAGCGUUGGGUUGUAUUUAAUGUAGAAACAUAUUUCAUAUUUAGAUUUUUCAAAUUUUAUCUUUCAAGAUGCAGUACUUAAGUAAAAUUGUUACCUGCCUCAACCAUUAACUAAUUUUUACCAUUAUGA
Molecule: messenger RNA, 153 nt
Organism: Tetrahymena thermophila SB210
Lineage: Eukaryota; Ciliophora; Oligohymenophorea; Hymenostomatida; Tetrahymenidae
Exons: 2
Source: RefSeq, a predicted model, not a curated record